GCCUUCGCGCAGCGUCCCUGCUUCUCCGCGAGGGGACUGGGGCUCAGACAAAGCCCACUUUGUGCGGGGACCUGGACGCGAGCGUGGAAUGUGCGCGUCGCUGCGCCCCCUGCCAGCGCCCGCCAGCUGCGCGUCGCGUCGGAGAAGUCGCCCCCCGGCGCCGCCCUUCCACCCGGGGGCCCAGACUCGCGCUCUGGCUGCCUGGGGUUCCCGCGGUCCAGACGCCCCCAGCGGCGCGCGCGAAGGUGUGAGCGUGCGAGGGUUUUGUAGAGGAAUUUGCCCUCUCCAAAACCCGGGCCUGGGAGGUCCGGUCGGCGUGGCCAGCGCUCUCCCUUUCUACGACCGCGCGUUAGAACUGUCCGGCCUCAGUUUCUCUCCGGCGAUCCUCCCUUCUGUCACGCUAGACUGCUGCCCGUCAUUGUUCUCGCUGCCCGAUGGGGGUGCUUUGUGAAGGCUGCCAAGCCGAGGUGGGCUCUCUUUAUUCUGUUAUUCAAAGAAAAGGCCUCGAAGGCUGACCCCGGACAACUUACCCCCAGGAUCCCCACUUCAGGUUGAUGCACUGAUUUUUUUUUCUUACCAAGUAGUAUUUUAUUAUAAAGGAACCACGCCCUGGCUUCUUAAAGGCACCCUGCAUUCUGCUUGGCCAUGUGUUAGCGAGGCAGCUGGUGUGUGGGCCGCCUUCUGUGAGCCACCCAUUUUUCUCACCUUCUGAUACACGUCCUCCCACCCACUUUGAGGAUUUAGGGAUGCCAGGGGGAAAGAAGGUGACCACAGGUGGCAGCAGCAGUGCUGUCCCGGCUGCCGCUGCCACAGCCACCAACGCCGCCCCUGCUGGGGUCAAGCGUUUGGAGACCAGCGAAGGGGCUUCAGCCCAGAGAGAUGAUGAGCCAGAGGAGGAAGGGGAAGAGGACCUGCGAGAUGGAGGCGUCCCUUUCUUCGUCAACCGCGGUGGGCUCCCUGUGGAUGAGGCCACCUGGGAACGGAUGUGGAAGCACGUGGCCAAGAUCCACCCCGAUGGAGAGAAGGUGGCGCAGCGGAUCCGUGGGGCCACGGACCUGCCCAAGAUCCCCAUACCAAGUGUGCCUACUUUCCAGUCGUCUAUGCCAGUCCCUGAACGUCUGGAAGCCGUGCAGCGCUACAUCAGGGAGCUGCAGUACAAUCACACAGGGACACAGUUCUUUGAAAUUAAGAAGAGCAGACCUCUGACAGGGCUGAUGGACCUGGCCAAGGAAAUGACCAAAGAGGCUCUGCCAAUCAAAUGCCUGGAAGCCGUGAUCCUGGGAAUUUACCUCACCAACAGCAUGCCCACCCUGGAACGCUUCCCCAUCAGCUUCAAGACCUACUUCUCAGGGAACUACUUCCACCACAUUGUGCUGGGGGUGAACUUCGGGGGCCGCUACGGCGCCCUGGGCAUGAGCCGGCGCGAGGACCUGAUGUACAAGCCGCCGGCCUUCCGCACGCUCAGUGAGCUCGUGCUGGACUAUGAGGCCGCCUAUGGGCGCUGCUGGCAUGUGCUGAAGAAGGUGAAGCUGGGCCAGUGCGUGUCCCAUGACCCACACAGUGUGGAACAGAUUGAGUGGAAGCACUCGGUCCUGGACGUGGAGCGGCUGGGCCGCGAGGACUUCCGCAAAGAACUAGAGCGCCAUGCCCGCGAUAUGCGCCUCAAGAUUGGCAAAGGGACCGGCCCUCCCUCUCCCACCAAGGACCGGAAGAAGGAUGUUUCCUCCCCACAGCGGGCGCAGUCCAGCCCCCACCGCAGGAAUAGUCGCAGCGAAAGGCGGCCGUCGGGUGAUAAGAAGCCUUCAGAGCCCAAAGCCAUGCCAGACCUCAAUGGGUACCAGAUUCGAGUGUGAAGGUGGAUGCUGGCACCCUUGACCUCCUGCUUCUAGAGACCAGGACCCACCUGCUGGACCCAGCUGCAGUCAUACUCUUAGGGUGUGAGGAACCGCAGGAAGGGUGUGUGACAGCUCAGCUUCAUGCUGCUCCCCUUCCACUGAACCAAGCCCCUAACUCUGGGCCAAGAGGCAGUUAGUGUUUUGUCUGGGGGUUUUUAGUGCUACCACUGAAGUUUAAAAUGUUGGGGGGAAAAAGAUACAUAGAUGUGCUGGUGGCUGGAAGGACACUGUUUAGAGACCUGAGAGCCAUGGGGCUAAGGGAGGACAGCUUGGUACUCCUGUGGCAGUGCCCCUCUGGGAUUUGAGUGUGUCCUAUACAGGCUAUUUCUGGGCCCCAUCAACCUGUGGGAGGAUCUGGGGUGGGGGUAGAAGUAUUUUUCCAAUUGGGCAGAAUGCCCUGACAGAAUUUUGACCCAGGCAAAGGGAAGCAGGGUAGGAAUCUUCCUGGCAAAGGUCUGUGUUGGUCUUAAAUCAGGAGCUUGGUGCAAGCCUCAUUUGCUCAAGAGUAGGGAGACAACUCAGGCCAUGGUGGCCCCACAAGCAUACUGGCUGAGCCUGUGCUGUAGUCAGGCUGUGGAAGAGCUGGGAGAGGACCCUGGGUGAGGGGGUUCCAGACCCCUAACAGGGUCUGCUGGCUCAUCCUGCUCUUGCCUGUUGCAGCAGCCCAAGGGGCUCCCUGCAGAGGGUCUGGGCUUUGCAGAAAACUAGACACUGGGUCAGCAUGACUGGGGAUUGAGCAGACAGACCAGUUUGGGAGCUGUAGGUGGGCACAGGAUGAUGGGGUGGGUGGAACCCUUGGGCCUGGGUCUUUCCCCUGGCAGUGCCAGGAGUGGCUUCUUCCCCUUCCAGAUACUACUGCCCCGGGCCCACUGCCCUGGUUUAGCAGCCCAGUUAGGAGGUGGUUAUAGUGAUGGUGGGGCCGGCCAUGUUUGGAAAGAGCCUGAACAGAUGGGGUCAUUCACGUUCUGCCCCUUUGGGCCUGAGGAUGUAGAGAGGUUGCCAAGCUCGAGGAAAGGUUCUGAAGAUCCAGUUAAUGAGAAGUGCAGGGCAGCUGUGCAGUGUGGCCACCAAGGCAGGACAGUGCCCAAGAACUGGGGAUGUAAGUGAGAAAGGUGUGGGAAGGAGGCUAGGAUUAGGAUGCCUUGGGAGGAGUGAGUUCCUACAGCAUAGAAGGCUACUUGUCAGGAAGUGGGAGAGCAGAUGCAGGUCGUGGAAGGGCAGCUGGAUGAGGUGGCCAUUAAGGGUUUUACUUCAGCAGGAGGCUGUGAAUCAGUCAGGGCCACAGUCAAGGCUGCAGAUGGACUGGGGGCUUCCAUAAAGGACCAGAACUAAAACUAUAAACUCAAAUGCCCACAGGGCCAGCAGGUGACCAAGAGGUGGGUGGCAGGACUGGGUGGGGACCAUGGCACACUCAAGAGGGCAUACCGCACUAAAGGGAUGGCCAUCUCUCAGUUCCAGGCCCUGUGCAGCCAGAUUAUCUGGUUUUUUCAAAAGCCAAAACUCUGCAUUUGUGUGUGAAAUCUUGACUUGUAAGAGUUGAUGAUUUGUUUAAAAUGUAAAAAUCCAGCAUAGGUAAAAAGAAUGCCAGUUUGCAAUCUCUGGUGUAGAGACAGAAGCUGUGCUGGGAAGAGUCCACUGCGGUGCUGGGUAGUGGAAAGUGAUACUUCUGAGCUCCCCAGAGCUGGGCUGAGCAGUCAAGGGGAGGCCCUGGCAGCUGAGACUCCACCAGAAGGACACAGAGAUGGUCUAGUGCUCAGCCUACCAGGAGAUGGAUGGGCCUGGGAGCAGAGGAGGGGAGGAGGGAGGAGCAGAGACACCUUCGCUGAUGAGAGUGCUUGCAGGGAAGGCACUGGAGGCUGGCAGCUCGGACCACCAGUCCUUGGCCCAAAGCCAGCCCAGCAGGGCCCAGCCAGAGCCACCCUGGGAAGGUCCCUAACCUGCCCUCAGGCUACACCCUGGCCAGAACAAUGAGGUGCAUGGUUACAUGUGACUCACUAUCCCAUCUCAGCUUUGGGAGUGGAGACAGUGGUCCUUUACUCGUAACACAAGGACAGUUGGCCACCUUCAGACUCCUCCUGGUUCUGGUUGUGGUUCUGGUUCUUGUUCUGGUUGAAGCUCAUCCACAGGCAGACAGCCCUGGAUGCCUCUGGGAAUUUCCAGAAACGACAGGGUACAGCGGGGAAUGUGAGAAAGAGCCAGGGGCUGGAACCAGUGGACGUGGAGGAAGCUGCUCCCAGUCCCAGCGCCCUAGGUGCUGCCUUAGGCUCCUGAGCCCAUGACAGAAGGGAGUAGAGUGGAGCCCUAACCCUGCUUGCUGUCUGGGAGGACACUGACCCUCGCUGGAAGCCCCUGGUACUCACCCUUCCUGAGCUGAGGCCUCAGGCCUGUGGAGACCACCACAGGACACCAGCGGUGCUUUUGUUUUUUUUAACUUUUUCAUAUGUAGCAACCCUCCUCCCCUCCUGGGCUGUUUACAUGGGCUCUGCUGUCUGGGGCCGGCCUGGCUGUGAGGUUUCUGGGGAGGCAGGCAGGGGCUUUGGGGCCUUAGUCACCAUCCAUGGUAUCACCUCAUCUCACUUCCUAUGAGGGAUAGAGGCCUGGCUGAUGUGACCCAGCUCCCCUCCACUCGGGACUGCCUUCAAGCUCCUCUUCCCCUGCGGGGCUCGGGGGGAAACCGAUGACAGGAAUCAAGAUGAGGUCAGAGGAAGCUGCUUGGUAGAGGUGGCCAGGGGAGCAGAUAUUGCAGAGUCCUGCCAAAGCCUGGCUCCCUGUGCUGGGUGUCAGGGCAGAACACCGGAAGCUGGCCCCAGCAAGCUUUCCCUUCUGCCUGCCAGUGCUCUCCCUCCACAGCCUCACAGCGUUCACACUCACCCAUCAUGCCACCCACCCCGUCCUUUCACAGGCCUGGCCAGGCGUGGAAAGCAGCAGCACUGUGGUCCCUGUGGGCAGUGAUAAAGCAUAGGGCCACCAUGCCAGGCAGCAGAAAGAGCCCUGAAGUUCAGUGUGUCUGGUUUCUGGCCCUUUUGACACCUCAGGCUCCACUUUUCCAUCUUGGGCAUGACUCUGGCUCGAGGAGUCCAUGGAACUCUUGCUGGUAAUGUCCAGAGGCCCACGUGCAUGUGCACCUGCUUUUCCUGCUUGGAAUGCAGACUGGCUUAGCUGAGGCAGCAUCACAGGCCUUGUGUCCCCAGCCUCGGAAUGCAGGAUGGUCGCGCUGCACCCAGCUACUAAUGGUGUAGCAGGUAGACGGCAUGCUCUGAAGGGGUGAAGGUCUGCUUCCUACCCGCUUCCUCAGGCAAGCAGGACUGCCACGGUGCUAGCUGCAGGGCACUCGAUGUGACCCUCUUGCCCACCAUGGUGCUCCAGGGUCUCGGGUUGCCCCACUCUGAUAAGAGGAGAGAGACCUGGGUGUCCUUGGCCAUGGCCUGGUGAUGGGCACUCACUCCCCAGCCUUGUGUCUGGCUACUGUGUUGUCAUGGACAUUCUUCCUGUCCUCAUAGCAGUAUUUGCCCCUCCCUUCCCACUCACAUUUUGUUUCAUUCCUGUCCUCACUUUUCCCCUGAAACAAAUAAAAUCUCUCCAGUUCCAGUUGUGUGGGCUGGACAGAAAUCACAA
This is a messenger RNA of Cavia porcellus (domestic guinea pig), 5510 nucleotides long. RefSeq names its product vasohibin 1 (gene Vash1). Lineage: Eukaryota; Metazoa; Chordata; Mammalia; Rodentia; Caviidae. Gene Ontology annotation, biological process: regulation of angiogenesis. Bases 747 to 1853 code for a protein of 368 amino acids. The record is from RefSeq and is a predicted model, not a curated record. Gene Ontology annotation, cellular component: cytoplasm. The transcript is spliced from 7 exons.